AUGGCGACAGACUCACAGCGGGCGGCCGCGCCGGCUGGGGAAGCCCUCGACAGUGUGCUGCAGCAGAAUAAAAUCGACGUGCUGUACGACCAGUGUGCGAAGGCACCACAGGGCACAUUAUUCUUCCAGCGCGACUUGUCGAACAUGGCCGUCGCCGAGAAUCUGAACGAGCUCAUUGUCCUGGUGCAAGAGCUGGUCGAUAUGCAGCUCAUGAAGCCCAUGACCUUUGAUGGCGAGCCUUGCUGGAAACUGAGGACCCGGCAGGACGCAGAGAAGUUACGGAAACUGACAUCCGAGGAGCGCCUCCUAUACCAUCACAUCGACCAGGCCCAGGCGGAGGGCAUCUGGACCAAAGCCUUACGGUUACGCACGAACAUGACACCCCAAGCCGUGAACAAGUGUCUCAAGAGCUUAGAAAACAAAGACCUGGUCCAGUCCGUUAUGAGCGUAAAGUUCCCCGCCCGGAAAAUGUACCUGCUGAAGCACCUACGACCGUCGGAGGAUAUUGCAGGCGGGCCCUGGCAGUCCGAGGGCGAUUUCGAUAUGGCAUUGAUCGACACUGUGUCGCGGAUCGUGGAGCAACUGAUCCAAAAGGAAACCUGCGUGACCGUUCAGCCAGGAUAUAACAACUACGACCGCUCAGAGGCCAUCGCACAGAAGAAGGCGCAGCGUCGUGCAGCACAGGACAUAGAGGAUGCACCAGCUGUCAAACCGUACCACCCCCCUCGUCACAACAAACCAAGGCUUGUGCUCAGCCAUGACCCCAAACUCCCCACCGCCGCUUCCCUCCUCGAACAAAUCAUUUCUCUGGGCAUUAUCCGAGAUAAGGUCAUCCGCGAGUCCGACAUGGAGCAGCUCCUCGACAUGAUGGUCCUUGAAGGCCGUCUCGAGAAGAUAGGAGCCACCUAUCGGCUUGCACUGCGCCCGUCGGACGUCGAGGAAGGCAUGAACGGCUUCGUGGAUGCCCCUUGCGGCACCUGUCCUGUUUUUGAUCUCUGCGGUGAUUCAGGCGAGAUCUCGGCGCGGACCUGUGUGUACUUCGCCGAGUGGCUGGGAACAGAGUCUGAGGUAGUCUGA
This is a messenger RNA of Westerdykella ornata, 1077 nucleotides long. Its product is annotated as DNA-directed RNA polymeras-like protein III subunit Rpc34. The record is from RefSeq and is a predicted model, not a curated record. Gene Ontology annotation, biological process: transcription by RNA polymerase III. Bases 1 to 1077 code for a protein of 358 amino acids. Gene Ontology annotation, cellular component: RNA polymerase III complex. NCBI's taxonomy places the organism in Eukaryota, Fungi, Ascomycota, Dothideomycetes, Pleosporales, Sporormiaceae. The transcript is spliced from 2 exons.